Messenger RNA from Rhizophagus irregularis DAOM 181602=DAOM 197198, 894 nucleotides. The record is from RefSeq and is a predicted model, not a curated record. Lineage: Eukaryota; Fungi; Glomeromycota; Glomeromycetes; Glomerales; Glomeraceae.
AUGUCACAAAGUACUAAUCAUGCUAUUGAUAUUAGUGAACUUAGUUAUGAAGAACGCAAACAACUAUUUCUUGUAUUAUUGGAAGAUAUAUCUCUUAUUAAUGUUUUAAGUUCUGAAAAGCGUCAUAAAUUAUAUACAGAGCUAAUAACCAUUGAGCCUUCACUUGCAGGAUCAUCUCUAGAUGCACGUAGUGCUGUGAAUGGCACUACUAAUGAACAGGAAUAUAGAGAAUAUAAGCAAAUUCAAAAGCAAAAUAAAAAAGAGUUCCAAUGGCAUGAAUUCUUGAAACUUGAUAAGCAGCAAUACUUAAACUUUAGGAAUGAUCUUCGAAAUCGUGCAGCCUCUAGACUUACUCGUGGUGAACCAAUGUCCCAUCAGCAAAAGGGGAUAGUUGAAGAGAUUAUUAAAGAUUUCAAAGAAGCAAACCCAACAUUUCCAGUUUCCGAAGCUAACUUUAUAUUUCGUGAAUGGCUUGCUUUGUACUGUAAUAGUACUGUUGACCAAGCCAAAAAAAAGAAAAUUGCUGAUGCAAAAGAACAUGGUCUUCCACUACCGCAGCCAAAAAAGAAAAAUAUCAAACCACCUAAUAAUAAGAAGCGUAACAUGAGUGAUUCUAUUACUGGUAGCUUGCAAGCUUCUGGAAGUACUUCAACAAUUAUUUUACCAACUCCCAUCUCCAAAGCUAAUACGCAAGGUACUGAGGAUCCACCAUCUCCCACUCCAGGUGAAGUUAAUACUUCUGAAACUGAGGACAAUGCUCUCCAUAUUACGCCUGUUAUGGAUAAAAUUGCAGAAACUUCUAAUAAAAAAAGAAAAAGGAAAUCUUCACAAACCCCAGUAAAAACUCCAAAAACUUCACGAAUAACAAGAUCUUCUAGCAAGAAAACUGAUUAG